Larimichthys crocea (large yellow croaker) is the source of this 6083-nucleotide messenger RNA. It is a transcript of the gene ercc6l2, whose product is annotated as excision repair cross-complementation group 6-like 2. Gene Ontology annotation, molecular function: ATP binding. The coding region runs from base 224 to 4966 and encodes 1580 amino acids. The transcript is spliced from 20 exons. The record is from RefSeq and is a predicted model, not a curated record. NCBI's taxonomy places the organism in Eukaryota, Metazoa, Chordata, Actinopteri, Sciaenidae.
UUCAGCAGUGCAGCAGCUCCUGCUGUGUCUGUCUCUGUCUGUGUCUGUCUGUGUCUGUCUGUGUCUUUCCGGCAGAUAAAUCAACUUAAACUGGGGCAAAAGAAGAAGCGACUGACUUAAAAUGAUCAAUAACCUUCAUGAGCUCAGUGUUUGUUUACAUUGUUGUCGCUGUUCUUUCUUUGGCUGCUGUAAAGCCAGGCUAAGCUAAUCAAGCUCGCUGAGGAUGGCUUCAACUUCUGCAGCAACAUGGCAUGAAGGUGACAGCUGUCUGGCUCCUGACCCGAGAGAUGGCACCCUGCGAGAAGCCACCAUUCAGAGACUGACCACCUCUUCUAAUAAAGACACCACAGCAUGGGUUGUAUUCACUGACCGUACUAAAGAUGAAGACGAAGAGGAGGAGGAGGAGGAGAAAGCUGUACCUGUCUCAAAACUCAUGAAACCAGGCUCGAAUCACUUCACCCAGGAGAAACCUGUGUUUCCCAGCAGCGUCACAGACCCCAGGUUAUGCGUUCCAUUAGAGCUGAGUGAUGUUAAUGGAGACAGAGUCCCCUACACCAUCAACAGAUAUCUGAGGGAUUACCAGAGAGAAGGUAUCAGGUUCAUUUACAACAACUACAUGCGGUCCAGAGGUUGUAUCCUGGGGGAUGACAUGGGCCUGGGAAAAACUGUACAGGUCAUUGGUUUCCUUGCUGCUGUGUUGCACAAAACAGGCACCUGGGAGGACAUCAAAAACAACCGGCCUCAGUUUCUGCAGAGUCAGAUGCCCUCCAAGCAAAGUAAACCCAACAAAGUGUUCCUCAUUGUGGCCCCACUGUCAGUGCUUUAUAAUUGGAAAGAUGAAUUGGACACAUGGGGUCACUUCCAGUGUGUGGUGGUCCACGGGCUGAGAAAAGAAGAGGAGCUGGCUCGCCUUAAAAAGGGUCGUAUUGAGAUUGCUCUCACUACCUAUGAGACUCUUCGUCUUUGUCUGGAUCAGUUUAAUAACAUAGACUGGUCUGCUGUGGUUGUGGACGAGGCCCACAAGAUAAAAAAUCCAAACUCUCAGAUCACUCAGGCAAUGAAGGAUCUGAAGUGUAAGAUCAGAAUUGGCCUUACGGGCACCAUCUUACAAAACAACCUUGAGGAGCUGUGGUGUGUGAUGGACUGGGCCAUACCUGGUUGUCUUGGCAGCUUAGGACAAUUCAAGAACAAGUUUUCAGAUCCGAUUGAGCAAGGUCAGAGGCACAGUGCAACCAAACGAGCCCUGGCUACAGGAAGGAAGGCUAUCAGGGCCUUGGUGAGGAAGAUAUACCACUGGUUCCUCAGAAGGACUAAAGCACUUAUCAAAGAACAACUGCCUAAAAAGGAUGAUAGGGUGGUGUAUUGCUCUCUGACAGACUUUCAGCAGACUGUGUAUCAGACGGUGCUGGACACUGAAGAUGUUACAUUACUGCUGAGGUCUUCCGAGAAAUGUGAAUGUCAAAGUAGGCGCACUCGCAGAGGCUGCUGCUAUAAAACAAACUCAGAAGGUGUGAAUAUGAAGGAGCUGUACUUUAGUUACUUGGCCAUAUUGAGGAAGGUUGCCAACCAUGUAGCGCUGCUUCAGUGCACUGCAGGCACCAGCAAGCAACAGGAAAAGUAUGUGGGUGGCAUUUGUGCAAAGGUAUUCCAAAGGUUUCCAGACUUUGUGCAGCGAUGCAAAGAUGAAGCGUUUGAGGCCCUGUCUGACCCAAUGUACAGUGGAAAGAUGAAGGUUUUGCAGAAACUGCUGAAGUAUUAUCUGCAAAAGAGAGAUAAAGUACUUCUUUUUUCUCUCUCAACCAAGCUCUUAGAUGUACUGGAGAAGUACUGCAUGGCAGAGGGGCUGGACUACAGCAGGUUGGACGGAACCACCAAAGCCAAAGAGAGAGUCCAGAUUGUCAAAGAGUUCAACACAUCCUCACACAUCAACCUCUGCCUGGUUUCCACCAUGGCAGGUGGUCUCGGUCUUAACUUUGUAGGAGCCAAUGUGGUGGUGUUGUUUGACCCCACAUGGAACCCAGCCAAUGACCUCCAAGCUAUUGACAGGGCGUAUCGAAUUGGCCAGUGCAGGGAUGUGACUGUUCUUAGGCUGAUCUCACUGGGCACUGUAGAGGAGAUUAUCUACCUCAGACAAGUUUACAAACAGCAAUUGCAGUCUUCAGUUGUGGGCAAGGAAAGUGCGCGGCGGUACUUUGAGGCAGUUCAGGGGAAUGGUGUCCAUAAGGGGGAGCUGUUCGGGAUCAAUAACCUCUUCAGGUUACAGACCCAUGGGACAUGCCUCACCCGCAAGAUACUCGAGCGAGAAGGGCAAGUGGAGUCUGGCGUAAUGACAACCAGCACACACACAGGCGAGGAGAAGGAGGAGGAGGAGGAGGAGAAGGGAGUUAGCGAACCUGGCCCUGUACCGAAUGAUGAAUUGGCCAAGGAGAACAGAGAUGCAUCAAAGGUCUCCAAAGGGGUGCUGGACUUUAGCAGUGGGAGUGAAGAGGAUGAGAAUGAGCAGGAACUUAAGAGGAAGACAUCAAACCCUGGUGCAGUGGAUGGCAACAGGAGUGGGAAUGCUGCCACUGGUCCUGGUCGAAUGAGUCUCUUCCAGCAUGGUUUCUCCAGACUUCUCGAAAGGGUCAAAGGAAAACCAGAGUUAGGAGAAGGGGACAGUAGUCCAGAUGUUGAAGAAAGCCCUUCUGAGGAAGAUGCUGAGGAUCAAAAGAGAGAGGGUACCUCCUCUGGCAACUGCAAGGGCUCCAAUACAAGAAAUGGUGCAGCCUGUCUCCCGAAAUUGGAUACAAAAACCUGGGACAUCACCAGGACAUCAGACAGGGAAGGCAGGGAAGAUGGAAACGGAGGGAGACAAGAGAGGGUUUCUCUGGUGAAACAGAGUGACGAUGUAAGGAAGAGACUGGGUCUGAAAGGACAGACAAAUAAGACAAUUACAGUGGAUUAUGAGAGUGAUGGAAAUUCCUCACCAGAUCAAAAGAAACUUAACAAGCUUAAAACUGCAGCUCCAAAGUUGCAACACUUUGAGGGUUACUCAGAUGAAUCUGAUGAUUUGGACAUGGAGACAAAGACAGGGCCCAAGAGGGACGCUUUAGAUUCACACUGUAGAGGAGGGGACAGAGGGAGAAGAAGGCUAAACCUCAACAAAAAGAGGCAAAGUGCUAGUGUCAGGGUCAAGGCCAGAUCCAAAUACUCUGAAGAUAUAGAGACAUUCACAUCUUCAGAAGAUGAACACACUCCUAUUAAGAAAGGGAGAUCUACAGGAUGUCACCUCACAUCUCCACAGACAGAAAGGUCCAGAGUUGAGUUGCCAAAAGAUGGACAGAGAGCUGCAACAACUGACCGAGCCAAGCGACGAGCAGGGACGUCCGGUACUGUUUCAUUUACAAAUCUGAAAAGUCAGACAUCCCCGGCAUCCAAAGGAAAGGAUGGAACUAUUGACAAUGUGCUAGGGGGCGUACAGGAGGUGAUGUACACCCACUCUAACCAGCGUGUGGUGGGCGGGAGCAAAGCAGAGGAGAUGAUCAGUCGAGCUGCUGUACGAGACGUGUUUGAACGCAAGAUGUACUCUCAGCUCCCAGCCAAUCACCUUUUAGACACCAUAGAGAGCCUGUCAGAGAGCCCAUCAGACAGUGAACCGUUCCCUUCUACUGUCAGACUGGAGAAGCCCAGUGCGGAUCAUCCAGUCACUUUCACCAAGAAGAGUGUACACCACACCAGACACACCACCUUCAUCAUUGGAGAGACUCCACAGGCCAUAAGCAGGCAGCAGCUGGUGGAAAUGUCGGAAAAAUUCAAAUUUCCCUCAGUCCAACAGUUUGCAGCAGAGAUUUUGGGAAGUAGCUCAACUCAGAGACUUGCCUGGCUACAAGAGUAUUACACUUCUCUGAACCACCCUGACCUGGCUAAUAUGGUGACAAACAACUUCCCUGAACCUGACUCAGCACGGACCUUCUCCUCCUCAACAUCUCCCAAAACAGCUGCCACAAAAUGUCACGCAGAUGCAAGAACCUCACAAAAGGGUGUUCCAGAAGCCAAGAAAAAGCCCAAAUGCACUCAGAAGAAUCCUGAACCCAACAUUAACCCUGAAAUCCCACAAAACAAUGUUCCUGUGCUACAGAAAAUGCUGAGAAACCCACAAAAUGAUGUUCAAGAACACCAGAAAAAGCAAAAGAUCCCACGAAAGAAUGUUCUAGAGCCUAUAAGUGAUGUUCCAAGCCCCGAGUCAGAGAAGCAGGAGGAAACGGUCUGCAGUGCCAGAGGACAUAAGAGGACAAAGAGGGGUAGUGUUUCUAGUUCUGGAGCCUUCAUAGCUGAUGGUGGUCUUGGCUUGGAUCAGGCCAGCAGCAGUGGUCUGGGGUCCAGUGAGGCUGCUCUUUUCCUGAACCGCACAGACAGAGAUACCCCUUCUUCUCCGGACCUCAGCCAUGGCAGGUCCACCAUGUUACCCAAACCCACAGUGCAGGGAAGAGAGCAAGAGCAAAAAUGGUUUUCCAGGACCAGUGAAACUUUUCAAGGUCAGAGAGAAAAUCCUCAGAGCCCUUCUCCUCCUCAGCAGGCCACAUCUACCUCCAGUCACCGUUCUUUCCUCACAGAUCUAAUAGGAGACACCUCAAUCCUGGAUGAUUUGUUAAAACCCAAAUCCAGGAUUGCACAACAGAGGGGCAACCCCAAAACACCUUCCUCUGUGUCAGUCAGUACUGACUCUGCUUCAGCAGGAAUCAUAGACUCUCUACCUCCUCCAAAGUCAAACACACUACCUACACACCAGGUGUCAUCAAAGAACAGUCGAAAAGAUUUCUGGGACAUCCUGAAUGAGGGCAAUGAGGAGAGUAUCAACAGAUUAACUGACCCGGCAGAAGUGCAGAGGGUUUGCAUCAGCACUAACUUUGUAGGUAAAAGCUGGUCCGGAGAAGAGGAGCGCAAGAGUCUCUGGAAGACUAAUGAGAAGUUCUUGUGGAAGAAAUAAUACAAGAGAGACAAUAGGAUUGUGUUCAAAGUUGAUUUCAUACUAAAGAGAAUGUACCUUUAUGGAAAAUUAAGGCAGACUUGGCUUCCUCUGGUUUUACACAUUUUAUUUUAUUAUUUUAAAAUGUUACAUUACGUUUAUCUUUUUUUACCAACUGUAAUUAUUUUGAAAAUAUUCAGUGUUCAUAUAUUUGUGAGUUACUAGCACAAUACACAAUGAUACUUGAAUAAACAGGGUCUUGGGUCCGGAAAUUUCAAUGUUACAUAUUUCAAGUAAAUGAUUGCCUAUUUUAUUACCUAAAACACACAAUCACAGUGAUAUUACCCCUGAGUAAAACAGUGGAAAUUUAGCAAAAAGAAUCAUUGAUCCUUGAAAUAGUGACAAAUUAUUUGGGGUAAUUGUUUAAUCUCCAGUGCUGUAUAAAAAAAUAAAUAAUUAAAAACGGGUAAAAUAAACUAUUUAAAUGUACUGAUGCGCACAUGUAGUUAAAAGUCACUGUAAAUGCUCAAACUCUUGCUACACCUGAUCUGAUGUUAAGUGAUGACAAAAAAAACAGCCCGAAGCAGGCAUUAGCCAUUAUUGUUAUUGGAUACUACAACAGCCACCGGGGGACUGUUGGUGGCCAUGCAGAGAUAUCACUUAAACUCCAUAAUGGCUGUUAUAUCGCUGUCACUCUAAACACAGAAGUGCCUUGCACUCCCCAUGAGUAGACAGAAUAGUUUCCCUGAGCACUGUUCUGCACAGUAAUCUGAUAGUCUGUGGCUCGGCUCAGUUGUGCCUCAAAAACUCCUCAGUGUGCCGCUGUGCUAUUAGUGGAAUAACAAUAAGCAGUAAAGUCUUUCAAAAGAAUGGAAAUAAUCAUUUGCCUCAAAAUUCACUUCAAAAAACCAAAACACCAAAAAAGUUAUUGACAUCAAACAAAGUAAACCAUAACUCUGUGCAUUAUGUGCACAAGUGCGAAUGCAUGUGCUGUACCUCACAGCUUUGUUUGACCUUUUUCAGCCGCUCCACUGAAUCCUAAAGAUAGCUGCUCUGUGUAAGUGUUGUGUUUUGUUCAGCAGAAAUGAGAAAGUGCUGAUAGCUAUCAAUAAAUAAGAGGAAGGAGUACAUGCCUCAA